AUGAUCUCUGCAGCACCGUCGGCCCUGGACCCCCGCUGGGGCAGAUCUGCAGCCCACAAUGAGGCGUCGUGUCUGGGCAGCAAAAGGCCUGUGCGCUGGCUGACCUCUGAUCUGCUCUUUCACCCACAGAACUGCUCCGGCUUCAGUCCGCCCAAAAUAAACCAUGGGUGGGUCCGCUAUCCAUAUCACAAACAGGAGCCGGAGGAUGUGAACGCCAGGCCACCAGUUCUGCUCCACUGCCUCUCAAUGCUCCGUCUACCAGCCACAAGCACUCCCCAUCCCCAGUGUUCUAAGGAAGGAGAGGGGUGGUGGGGGGGGGACGAUUUGGAAAACUGGGCAACCUAA
This is a messenger RNA of Knipowitschia caucasica, 345 nucleotides long. Lineage: Eukaryota; Metazoa; Chordata; Actinopteri; Gobiiformes; Gobiidae. The record is from the annotation of a GenBank genome assembly.